UCUUAUUUCUUAUAAAAAUCCCAAACCACCCCUCGAACUUUUCUGCAGUUUCAUUCAUCAAAUUAGGGUUUCAAAUAAAUUCAAUUUCACCCCAAUCCAAUCCAAUCCAAUCAAAACACUAAAUUAGGUUUUACAUACAUAAUAAUAAUGAAGAAGAAGUCAUAAUAAUAACAAUAAUGAACAGCAGUGAUCCAGAUCCUUCUAUAAUUCCACCUGGCACUAUUCCCGCCAUUACUGAUGCCACAUCAUCACCACCAUCAUCAAAUCAAAGCUACAAUUGCCAUGGAUUAUGGUACACCGCAGUCCUAUCAAUCCCGGCGAUAUUAUUUGUAGUUUAUUUAGGGUUUCAUCUAAAAAAAAAUAUCAAAAAGCUUCGAAAUCGUCGCUCACAUGUUAUGAUCACUUAUUAUGUCCUCCUUUGGUUCUCCGCCACUCUUAAUCUCGCUUGGUCUUCUCUUCAGGUAUGGCAGUGUAUUCCUGGGAAAGACUUAUCUUGGAACUUGUUGUCAUUGCUCACUGCGUUGGCAACACUAUGUCUAGAGAUUAGCUUGGUGGCCUUUUUACUUCAGGAGAGUUAUGCCAGUGGGUUGGAAGCAUUAGCUCACACCUUCAUUAUUUCAGGGCUCAUUGUUGGAGCAGAUAUACUUCUAAAGGCUAUUUGUGUGUUUGGAUUCCAUGUCCCACUUUUUAUGGAUGGUGCAACCACCCAUCGUGGGAAGUGGGGCUUGUGGACGCUUGACAAACUAUUGCUGACUUGCACUUAUGGCUAUAUUCUUUUUGUUCAUUAUUCAAAGUGGAGAGAUAAGCUACCUCCUCGACCAGCAUUCUACAACUAUGUUGUUGCCAUGUUCGUGGUCUCUGCAAUUGCAUUAUUUGGGUGUGGGCUUGCUGCUGUUGGUGUGGGGUUUGGACUUUGGCUAUAUAAGUUCAUCGUUAUCUGUUACCACACUCUUUAUCUUCCCUUUGUGUAUGUAACUUUCCUUGCAGAUUUUUUCCAGGAGGAAGACUUGCUUUUGGAUAAUGCUUACUACUCUGAAAUGAAGGAUGCUGGAUUUUUCGAUUCUGAUUUGGAAUAAGUGGAGUGUUGUCUCUUUGCUUUGUAGAUAAGGUGAUGAAUAUUGACAAAGCACACGGUAUAUCAGCUGAUCUUUUUGACUUUUUGUCGUUCCAGUUUAUCCUGUAAAGCUUUCUUGCUUAUUUGCCACAAGCUUUGCUUUUAGUAAAACAUUGACUUUUGUUACUGCUUCAGUUGACAGUGAUGUUAGUGCAUCUAACAUUGUGUGAACUGUUAGAACCUUGUGUUUGCUGAGUGUUGUAAUGUUUGAACUGUGUAACCGAAAUUAAACUGCGUCUAUAGAUUCAAUACACGACUAGUUCAGAGACAUUUUGAAA
Molecule: messenger RNA, 1392 nt
Organism: Erigeron canadensis
Lineage: Eukaryota; Viridiplantae; Streptophyta; Magnoliopsida; Asterales; Asteraceae
Product: protein CANDIDATE G-PROTEIN COUPLED RECEPTOR 2-like
Exons: 6
Coding region: 177-1076 (299 amino acids)
Biological process (GO): G protein-coupled receptor signaling pathway
Cellular component (GO): plasma membrane
Molecular function (GO): G protein-coupled receptor activity
Source: RefSeq, a predicted model, not a curated record